Molecule: messenger RNA, 1954 nt
Organism: Nezara viridula (southern green stink bug)
Lineage: Eukaryota; Metazoa; Arthropoda; Insecta; Hemiptera; Pentatomidae
Source: the annotation of a GenBank genome assembly
AAUAAGGUCAAAAUGCACCCUGGGCACCAGUAAAUAGUUAGGUUAAUUAAAUAACAAUAAUUAUAAAAUAAAAAUCAUAAAACAAUGAAUAUGGUGAAAAUUUUAUUCCAAAGAGAAAAAGAAAUAUUACCAGGAGGUUCAUUAAAUUGUUGUUCGAAAGUUAAUCCAAUGUUUUGAUGUACUGUAAACUGUUCAUGAUUGCUUAGUCUUAAGCUGGCAAGCUGGGCUAACUGAGAUUGUUCCAAUUCAUUACUUUCAAUGAGCUUUACUGGAUGUUUGCGGUUCCGUUUCAUUUCUUCCAAAUUGUGCCCAUUCCAAACUUCGGGAGGAAAUUCACUCCGAAACAUUUCCUCCCCACAGCUAGGGUAUUGUAACUGUCUGUUCAUGUCUCUUUUGUUAAUAACUUGUAAAACCAUACGAACUUGUUCAAGUAAUCUUACAGCUUCAGUAAUUCCUCCACUUGCAGCGAUCCACUCAACAGCUGCUGCUUCAGCUUCAUGAAAUCUUUGAAGUGUAAACAACGCAUGUACAAGCCUUUUCCAAACUCUAGCUCCAUUACUAUUGGCACUAUUACCUCCAUCUAGAAGUUUAAUGAUCUUUCUACAAUCUGAAACUACUGCUUCAUGCCUUCCUAGUUCAACAAAACACUCCGAACGACCCAAAAGAUAUAAAACUAUUCUUUCUUUAGCAACACCUUUUGCUAUGGCUUGGCUUAUUAAUUGGUCAAAGAGCUCUAAGGCCAUUACCCAUUCUCGAUGACGUAAAAGCUCAUGUGCUUGAGCUUCAAUUUCAUUCAUCUCUUCAAGUCCUUUGUUUUCACUAAUCUUGAUACAGGCAUAAACACACUAGGUACAAACAAAAGUAUAACGAGGGCACUAUACAAAGUCGGGGGUAUUUGUGGAAAUAGUAUCCGCCACUACAUGACAACUAUUUACAAAAUAUUUAUUUAAUAACUCGUAAAAUCAAAACAAACACACCGAUAGUUUUUAUUUCCCUAACAUCAACAACUGUCACUAUCAAAUGUCAACCAUUUUACACAAAGCGCAACAUCUUGUCACUGCCUGUUAUAUCAAUUGAGAAUUGUUCAAUUUGUUGAAAUUGAAACUGAAAUAUUCACAAAGAAAAAUAGUUUAGAACGUCCCUCUUACUAAAGAAAUAAUAAAAAAUCAACAAUUCCAAAGAAUACUGAAUGUAUACGGAGAAAAUGGAAUUCCUAAUUGUUAAUUCGUACAUGGAUUGGAAUUUUAAGGUUUUGGUCAUAUUAAAUUAAAAAUAAAAUUUCAUAUUCCUAUUUACCUAAUAGCUGUUACUAAAAUAAGUUAGAUUAUUAUUUUUUAAUUGUUGCCUAUAAAAAAGUUUCCAGAUUAGCGAUUAGGUUAUGAUUUGAAAUAACCUCACGUUCAGUUUGAUUUUUGUUUUCUAAAAGUAAAAUGACUGCGACCGCUAAAGCUAAUUUUCAGCCUGACACAGAUGUCCACAUUACAUUUGAAGACCAACAGAGAAUUAAUAAUUUCGCUAAACACAAUGCCAAAUUCGAAGAUUUAAAAGAAGAAUUAAAAAACAAACAGAAUGAACUAAGAAAUCUUGAAGAUGUGGUUGAAGAAUUGGAGUUAGUGGAUGAGACAGAACAAAUUCCUUUUUUAGUUGGCGAAGUUUUUAUUUAUCAAGACCUUGAAAAUACUCAGAAAUCUAUAGCUGCAAUGAAAGAAAAAAUCUUGUUGGAAAUCAAAGAUAUAGAGAAAAGGAGUGUAGGAAUUUCAGAAGCAAUGUCAGAUCUAAAAACCCUGCUGUAUGCUAAAUUUGGAAAUCACAUUAAUCUCGAACCUGAAGAAGACUAACCAUUAAAAUAUAUCUAAAUUAUGUUUUCUAAUUAUUUAUAACCCAUGAACGCUUUAAAACAAAUUUUUUAUUAAUUAUCAUAAUAAAGUAUUUUUUUGUUGCUUUACUGAAAGUA